This is a messenger RNA of Rhagoletis zephyria (snowberry fruit fly), 1110 nucleotides long. Lineage: Eukaryota; Metazoa; Arthropoda; Insecta; Diptera; Tephritidae. The record is from RefSeq and is a predicted model, not a curated record.
UGGGUACAGGAGAACAUCGCCGCUUUUGGCGGAAACCCCGCCGAUGUGACCAUCUUUGGCGAGAGUGCCGGCUCCAUUUCAGUGGGCGCUCUAGUGCUCUCCCCGCUCGCUAAAGGUCUCUUCCACCGGGCCAUUCUGCAGUCGGGCGCCCCGACGGCCAAGCUGGUCGCCGAGUCUAUCAGCCACUCGCUGGAAAAGACAAAGAUCACCGCCCGAAAGGUCAACUGUACAGUGGACAGCCAUUUAACAGAGACGAUGAACUGUCUGGCGAAGAAGAGCGUCAAGGACUUGAAGGCGGCUCAGGUGGGCGACUUUCUGGCGAACACCUUCUACGUGCCAGUGUACGGCGAUGAGGUGCUUCCGCUGAAGCCGGAGAUUGCCCUCAAGGAGGGCAAGUUUAAUCACGUGGACAUUAUUUACGGCGUUACUCGCAAUGAAGGCUCGGCUUUUGCCGCCGCCGUCCUCCCAAACAUGAUCACCCCGCACUUCAACUACACACUGGAGUCUGCACAGGCGGACAUCAUCAAGAUGAUGACCUACUACCAGGAGGAGGAAAGGGUGGCCAAGGAGGUGGCCGAUUUUUAUCUGAAAAAGCUGCGCCUCGAGGCCCAUAUCCAUGCUAUCAGCCAGAAUGAGUUCCGUCGGGUGCUGGGCGACGUUUGGGGCGACUAUCAGCUGGUCUGUCCCACCAUACUCUACGCGGAAGAGGUGGCCAAGCACCAGGGAGCUGAAAAGAGGAAUCUGUUUGCGUAUCGUCUGAUGCAGGACGCCGUCCUCCCCGGCGUCAGCCCCACGCCAUCCUGGAUGGGCGUCACCCACGGCCAGGACAUGUUCUAUCUCUUUCUGACGCAGCUGACCAAGCAGGGCAGUCCACUGCGCCAGCUGAGCGAGCAGAUGAUCCACGCGUGGACCUCUUUUGCCAAGACGGGCAGUCCGGCAAAGCUGGGCAGUGGCGGCCACAGUGUGGCCUGGGAAAAGGCAGUCAAAGGUGGAGACAACUUUAACACUAGGUACAUGCACCUCGAGGCCAGUUUCUACCACAUGGUCGACGACUACUGGAAGAACAUCUGUGACAGCUUCUGGAAGCCGAAGAUGUUCUCGUCUCAGUAG